AUGAAUAUGAACUUUAAAUAUGAAGGCGGAGGUAACACCGAACUUGCCCAAUUAAGGGAUAAAUUAGAUGGAAAUGACCCAAGUAAGAGAAAGGAUGCCGCAAAAUAUGUUGUUUCUCUCAUGAGAGCCGGAGAAAAUAUGCAAAAUGUCUUUUCAAGCAUGCUUCGUUGCGUUAAAACAGAUGAUAUCGAACUUAAAAAACUUGUUUAUUUAUAUUUAGUUCAUUACUCUCCACACGAACCUGAACAAGCAAUUAUGGCAGUAAAUACUUUCAUCAAAGAUGCUGAUGAUUCAAACCCAUUAAUCAGAGCUCUCGCUAUUCGUAAUAUGUGCAGAAUCAAGCUUGAAAAUGUUGGUGAACACAUGAUUCAACCUUUAAUGAAAUCAUUGAAGGAUCAAGACCCAUAUGUAAGGAAGACAGCAGUCUUUGGUGUUGCAAAACUUUACGAUUUCAUACCAGAAUCUGUCGAAAAUUCAGGUUUAUUCAAAACAUUACUUUCUUUACUCAAAGACGACAAUCCAUUAGUUGUUGCCAAUACCACAGCUGUUAUUCUUGAAAUUAAUGAACGUAGAUCUACCCCAAUUUUCCACUUAAACAGUGAAACAAUUGGCCCAAUGUUAUCAGCGAUUUCUUCAUGCUCCGAGUGGUGCCAAACAACACUAUUAGACUCGCUUUCUCAUUACAAACCAGAAACUCACGAAGAUGCUACAUUUUUAAUCGAUCGUCUCAUUCCAUUCCUAAAGAGCUCUAAUCCAGCCGCCGUUAUAGGCUCAUUCAAAUGCAUAUUCUUAUUUAUGGAGCUAGAUCAACGUAAUCCUGUCGAUUUAUUCCCACAAAUCAUUCCUCCAUUUAUUACCUUAGUUGCAUCAAGCGACAACGAAAUACAAUACGUAGUUUUACGUACUCUUUCACUUUUCGUACUCAAAUAUCCGAAAGCUCUCGCAAAAGAGUACAGAAUUUUCUUCUGCAAAUACAACGAUCCAAACUACGUCAAAAUAGAAAAACUCGACAUCCUUGUUACUAUUUGCAGCUCGCAGACCGCUCAAAUGGUACUGGAUGAGCUCCAGGAGAACUGUAAUUCAGUUGAUGUUGCUUUUGUUCAAAAAAGUGUCAGAGCCAUUGGCCAGAUUGCCGUUAAGAUCGAAGCAUCAGCUCGCCGAUGUGUAGACAUCCUUGUCCAGCUUGUACAAGGCAAAGCGGACUACGCUCUCGAAGAAGCAAUAAUUGUUAUGACAGAUAUCCUCCGAAAGUACCCAGGAGUGUUCGAAAACGUCAUUGGAACAGUUUGCCAGUCCUUGGAGAACGUAAAAGCACCGCGCGCCAAAGCUGCAGGAAUUUGGAUUCUUGGAGAGUACAACAGACUCAUCGAACACGUUGAUAUGUUGUUAGAUCCAUUCCUUGAUACCUUCCAUGACGAAGAACCGCUUGUACAACUCCAGUUACUCGUUGCAUUCGUAAAAGUUUACUUAGAAAAGCCGGAUCAAACGAAAGACCAGUUACAGUUCAUCUUAAACGAGGCUACAAAGGCUGGAAAUGUACCUGAUGUUCGCCAAAGAGCACUUCUCUACUGGAAAUUGUUGAUGAGUGAAGGAAAUGUCGCAAAAGAUGUUGUUGUGUUCUCGAAGGAUACUGUUGUUCACUCAGGUGUAUCAUAUACUGAUGAAGUUCUUACAGAACUUAUCAGAAAUAUGGGAUCUGUAUCCGGAGUAUUACAUAUCGUCCCUGGCGACUUCAUUAAGAGACAGAAAUUCGUUCCAGAUGAUAAUAAUGACACAGAUGAUGAAAGAAAUUACAAAAUGCUUAAAGUUUGGAUCAAAACUCCACAAAAUCAAACUUUGGAGUGCAAUUUCCUUUCAUUAGAAAUUGAUUACGAUCCAACAAGCAUAUACUUAAGAAUUACAAACAAAACACCUGAAAAAUUGUCAAAUUUGCAAUUCGCGAUGAGUCGUAAUAGCCAAGGACUCAUAAUCGCCGGUGCACAGUCAUUCCCGCCGUUCAUUGAGCCACAACAGUCUGCUACAGCUGUUAUCCCUGUAAUGGUUGACCAAACAACCGUUGAUAGCCUUGCACAACAAGUGCAGUUAGCUGUUAAUACUAACGCUGGCGUUGUAUUCUCGGCUGAUACAAUCCCUUCAAUAUAUGUCUAA
This is a messenger RNA of Trichomonas vaginalis G3, 2148 nucleotides long. Its product is annotated as clathrin binding. Bases 1 to 2148 code for a protein of 715 amino acids. NCBI's taxonomy places the organism in Eukaryota, Parabasalia, Trichomonadida, Trichomonadidae. Gene Ontology annotation, biological process: vesicle-mediated transport; intracellular protein transport. Gene Ontology annotation, molecular function: clathrin binding. The record is from RefSeq and is a predicted model, not a curated record. Gene Ontology annotation, cellular component: membrane coat. The transcript has a single exon.